GAAUAAGCAGUAGUUAUAAGAUAUUGUGUUUGGAUUGUUUGGGAAAGAAAUAUCAUAACCAAUUAGCAGAUUGGCAAAAAAAGAAGUUUAGGGAAUAUCGGAGGAGAGACUUGGCUGGCUGGCUCAUUGAACUAAUAAUUAUGGAAGUUUGGCAAAUUACCAGUAAAGAAUUAAUUUCUUAUACUGAUACUAAAAGAAAAUCAAAACACGGUAAACACAAAGGGGAUUAUUACACCAAAAACAAGUCUAAAUACCUCCUCGCCCAACAAAAAUACCGGCUUAAACUACAAGCCAAUAAACUUCCUAAAAUUAUUUCUGAAUUUCAACAAAACAAGCAAAAUCAACUUUUAAAGUUAUUACCUAAAAUAGAUACCAACAACUUAGAAAGAGGUUGUUAUGCUUGCGGUUAUGUCAAAAGUCCCAAAGGUCAUAUUCGCAUACCUUUUCUCUUUAAAAGUAAAAAAACCCAUGAGAAAACUGGCACUUUUUAUUUUCAAGGCCAAAAGAUAGGUGAUGCUAAAAUCAGCGGUGAAGUUAUGCUUCCCGGAAAUGCUUAUUAUGAUAAAAGUGAAGCUAGUGAAAAAGUUAAAAAAUUGAAUGGUAGGGGUAUUAACUUACACGAGUCGAUUUCUGAAAGAUUAGUUUGUUAUCUUAAUAAUUUUGCUUUGGCAAUUGGCGAAGGUAGUUAUGAUGCCAAAAGUUCAGAAGGAGAUUUUAUUCAAAUUAAGGCUACUUCUAACUUUGAGGAUGAUUUAUCUAGUUUCGGACCAAGAAGCCAGUUUGAUUUUUUACAUUUUGCUCGUUUUGAUAUUAACAAAGACGAAAAAGAAUUAGACGGCAUAGUUCUUAAUAAAAAGAAAAAUGAAACAUUUCUCCAACAACAAGAACAGGGAAGAAGACCACAUUUUUCAAUUAUCAAAGAAUUAAUUGAGAAGCACCGGUUAGAACCUUACAAAAAGUAUAAAGUAGCUAGUUUAUUUGCCGGUAUUGGAGGUAUAGAUUUAGCAUUUGAACAAGCAGGGUUUAAGAUAGGAGAUAUUAAGCAAGUAAAAACAGAGGAAGUUCCUGAAUUUGAUAUUUUAAUUGCCGGUUUUCCUUGCCAAGCUUUCAGUGUAGCAGGAGAACAAAAAGGCUUUAAUGACGAAAGAGGAAAGGUAUUUUUUGAGAUAAUUCGUUUUUUAAAAGCUAAGGAACCAAAAGCUUUUUUGUUAGAAAAUGUGCGAAAUCUAGUUAAUCAUAACGAGGGAGAAACCUUAAAAAAAAUGUUAGAAUUGUUAAAAGAUUGUGGUUAUUGGGUGAAAUAUGAUGUAUUAAGUGCCGAAACUCAUGGAAAUAUUCCUCAAAACCGCGAGAGAGUCUUUAUUGUCGGUUUUCAAGAGAAAAAGCAAUACGAAAUUUUUUCUUUUCCUCCGAAAGUUCCCUUAAAAACUCAAAUCAGAGAUUUAGUGGAUUUUCAGGAACCCCAAGAAAAGAAAUAUUAUUAUUCUGUUGGCACAGGGGGGCAUAAUGUUCCACUUAUUUUUACUAAGCAAGGAAUUAGAAAGCUAACCCCUCGGGAAUGCUUUAAUUUACAAGGAUUUCCUCCGACAUUCAAAUUACCUAAUUUGGCUAAUUGUCACUUAUAUAAGCAAGCCGGAAAUUCUGUUAUUGUUCCUUUGAUAAAAAGAAUAGCCGAGAAUGUUUUAACAACCAUGAGGAAGGUUAAAAAAUUGGAGAAAAUUCCUACUCAAAGUCAGUCAUUUUCGCCUUUUAAGGAGCAAAAUGCUGAAAAGCCUGGGGGAAGUGAUAUUGUUCUGGGCAUGAAAGAGAGCAUGUUUUAUGUACCUAAUAAACCUUAUGACUGGGCUGGUUGUUAUUUGUGCGGGAAAGAAUUAAAAGGAGCCAGUAAGAAAGGAGUAGUUAAGAAUCGGAAUAAUCCUA
Molecule: messenger RNA, 1920 nt
Organism: Funneliformis geosporum
Lineage: Eukaryota; Fungi; Glomeromycota; Glomeromycetes; Glomerales; Glomeraceae
Source: the annotation of a GenBank genome assembly